Molecule: messenger RNA, 375 nt
Organism: Enterobius vermicularis (human pinworm)
Lineage: Eukaryota; Metazoa; Nematoda; Chromadorea; Rhabditida; Oxyuridae
Source: the annotation of a GenBank genome assembly
AUGGGUAAAGUCGUAGGAGUGUACUUUUCUGCCCAUUGGUGCCCUCCGUGUCGUAUGUUCACUCCGGUCCUGAAGGAUUUCUAUGAAGAAAUUUGUGACGAUGGCUUUGAAGUUGUGUUCGCCUCGUUUGAUCACAGCGAGGAAGAACAGAUGAAUUACAUUCGUUCCGAGCAUGGUGACUGGUACUAUGUGCCCUUCGGCCAUCCUUCUAUACGGGAAGCGGCGAACAAAUUAGAUGCUAACGGCAUUCCAGCGCUAAUAAUUUUCAAGAAAAAUGGCGAAAUUGUUACGAAGAAUGGCCGGUCAGAUGUGUCGGUAUGGUCAUUUAUUUACUGCUUUGCUUAUUGGUACAGUAGUGAGUUGAGAAGUCUAUAG